CUCUCUCGAGCUGAAACUGCAGAGGGACUCGCGCACAUACACUAGCUCGCGUCUGCGCGUCGGCUGUUCAGUUUUCAGCGGGUGUCGCUAAACUCGUAUCCGCGCGAGGAAUUCUCGAGUCGCACAGAAGAGCUCCAGCAGCGCGCGGACACCCCGGCCACUCUCUCUCCGGUGAUGACCCACUAGGUCUCCAGUGUCCUGCGCUCACAGACCCCUGGCCUGCACACACCCACACAGAUACGAAAUGGCCGCUACCAAGAGCGGCUACGAGGGGAAGAUAGCCGGCCUGUACGAUCUGGACCGGACGCUGGGCAAAGGUCACUUCGCUGUGGUCAAACUGGCACGGCACGUUUUCACUGGCCAGCUGGUGGCUGUAAAAGUGAUCGAUAAGACGAAGCUGGACGCGCUGGCGAUGGGUCACCUGCUGCAGGAAGUUCGCUGCAUGAAGUUGGUGCAGCACCCCAAUGUGGUGCGACUGUACGAGGUGAUCGACACUCACUCCAAACUCUACCUGAUCCUGGAGCUGGGCGACGGCGGUGACAUGUACGACUACAUCCUGCGGCACGAGGGUGGCGUUGCCGAGGAAACGGCCAAGAUCCACUUUGCCCAGAUCGUCCGGGCCAUCACGUACUGCCACCGUCUCCAUGUGGUCCACAGGGACCUGAAGCCGGAGAACGUGGUGUUCUUCAGACAGCAAGGAACUGUCAAACUGACUGAUUUCGGCUUCAGUAACCACUUCCAGCCCGGCACCAUGCUGAUGACCAGCUGCGGAUCGCUCGCUUAUUCAGCUCCAGAGAUACUGCUGGGGGAGGAGUAUGACGCACCGGCUGUGGAUAUUUGGUCCCUGGGAGUGAUCCUCUACAUGCUGGUGUGUGGCCACCCACCGUUUCAGGAGGCCAACGACAGCGAGACGCUGAUCAUGAUCAUGGACUGCCGCUACACCGUCCCAGACCACGUCUCUGAAGAGUGUAAAGAUCUUAUCUCUAGGAUGUUGCAGAGGGACCCCUCUAAGCGGGCGAGUCUGGUUGAUAUUGAAGCCCACCCAUGGCUGCAAGGUGUUGACCCCUCGCCCUCCGGCCACAGCGCAGCCCCACUGACCUCCCAUCGCAGCCUGUCCCCCCACGAACACGAACUGAUCCUGCAGGCCAUGACCAGCGGCAACAUCGCCGACAGAGACACCAUCCAAGAAGCGCUGGAGGCUGACAGAUAUAACCACAUCACAGCCACGUACUACCUGCUGGGAGAACGCAUCCUACGAGACAAGCAGGAGCAGAACGGCCUCACUCCGGAGCAAAGACACGCCCAGAGGCCCUUAUCUGAGCCACUGGACCUGGUGGAAGGCCGGAGCCCGCAGGCAGAUCCUCUUAGAGGUGCUACUUUGGCUCCUGUGACUGUGCUAGGCUCCCUGUCUCCAGGGUUCCCUCGUCGUGGAGUGUGUGAGUCUGGGGACCUGCUGGCUCCCAAAUCCACCCGCCAGGAUGGCUCAUUUGCCGAUUUUGGCAGUCCAAGCCCCUCUGUGGGACUCAGCCUCCGGUCUGUAGCUCCAGACCCAGCGCCAGCUGUGAAAAGCCUUGGAGCCCUACAACAAAUCUGUGAGGAAGAAGAAGAGGAAGAAGAAGGGCAUGGCGAAGUUCCACUUGCUCUGCAACCUAGCAAACCCAACUUAGUAGUGUCAGCAGAACCAUCCUCACAAUCUCACAGAGAUUGUCUGGAAUUAAAGACCCAUGGGGGCCUGCGGCGGCUGAAAAUAAGGGGGAAGUGUGGAAUCCUGGCAGAAGAGGGGGAGCGUCAAGAGGAGGAUGCGGAAAGUGGCACAGAAAAGACCUCCCAAGAUUUAGCAACUAGCAUCAGCAAAGCCACAGAGCAGCACAGAGUGGAGAACACCAGCAAACCGCCCAGAGAAGACGAGGAGAAGCCAGAGACUGAGGACACUAACCAAAGUGAGCCAACAAAGAAAAAGAAGGAAGACUGGGGGAAUGCUACUGACCAGCUUAGCAAGGUUUCAGACAGAGCUGGAGCUGACAAUGACCAGAAUCUUCAGAAGUUAGACGUACUAGCACCUAGCCUUGGCGCCGUGCAAUGUUGCUUGGGUCAGCGUGAGCCCUCCAAGGACACUCUAGAGGAUAACAACAACACCCCUUCAAAGCCAAAGCUGCUGGACAAAGGUGUGAUCUCUGCCCCUUGUAGCUCACCAAGAUCCCUACCCAAGAACCACUGUGUGGACCUGGGUCCAGAUGGGGUGGAGAUGCGCAGGACGGGUGGGGAGGGUGAGAAGAUGGAGGAGACCCAGACCAAACCUCAGCGAGGCCAGCGAGUAUCCAGGGAAGCUGGCACAGACAUCAAAAACAAGAACGUCAACCUGCGAGACCGCCUGUUGCAGUUCCCACUCUGCGAGAAAGCCCUGUCCUUCAACAUUCAACCCACCUCCAAAGAAAAACUGCUUCCCUUUGCUCAGUAUAACUGUUGUCACGUGCUAUAGAAACAGACAUUCUGAAAGAGAGAAUGAGAGGGAAUUUGAAAACCUCACCCUUUCCCAAAUCGGCCCAUUCCCAAAUGGUGUGAAAGCCGUCCAAACCUUCGCCAGCAUCAAAUCAGCUUGUGGAUCAAGUUCUUCUCAUUCGUCCUCCCCUCUGAACCACCAGUAGUUUUUUAAAGACACGGCAUGUGUCCUCCUCUCUUACUGUGACCUCAGAGAUGCCCUGGCUACACACAGAAAGCGCCCAAUCUACUUGAUAUACACCCGUAGCUCGCCCCACCCCUGACCCAGCAUUCCCUGCUGCUUUGCUGUGUGGUGGUUAAUCCCCCAGCGCUGCUGUGUAUAUAAACACCUGUAUCUUCUGAUGCCACUUGCUGUGUUGUGUGCUAUCUCAGUGACCUUUAUUAGAAUUAGAGUAUGUCUUGCCAGAGUAAGAGCCCCCUGUUUAAUACAAUCGCUUGUUGUUUUACACUGUAAGAGCAGAGCUUCACCUAAAAAGAUGGCACAUGUAGUGCAGACGUUAAAGAAAUAGUUUGAUCAAAGGCUCCCAUGGAAAAAGGAAAAUACUGCGAUAUGUUUUAAUAUAUUCCAAAAUAUGAAUAGAAUACGUUUUGAAUAUAUUACAUUUUUGCAUAAGCCAACUUGACUAGAAUCGGUAGCACGGCGAAAUCAACACACUGUGAACUGAGAUACUAGUUUAUCACUAUGAGUAUAAUGUAUACUGUAGAAUGGGAUGGCUGAACUAUUUCUUUAAUAGUGCUAAAAAACCCAGACAAAGCUUUUUCUAAAGGAUCUGGCGAGGAAGUAUGGAACUGCGCUAGAUUUCCUAAAACUUCACAGCAUCACAAUUACCUUUUAACUAUGUAUUAGAGACCAAGUAACAAUCAGGGUGGUGCUGGGAAACCUUUAGGAAAGUCUGGUUCAGUUUGCGGAGAACAUACUUCAGUGCAGGAUCUUUGUGAAGGUGCAUGCCACUGGCCCUAUGGCAACUGUGCCUGUUCCACUGGCCAGUGUUGGUGGGGUUUUAGUGGGGCCAGGAUGCAUGAGAGGUAGGCCAAGCAUUUUGCUGUAUGGGAGCAUGCUACAUUAGCACAGCUUAGAGUAGCAUUAGCACCACACUAGCUGGGUUGACCAGGGAAAGGCUUGGAAUUAUAUCUGUGAUACAUUUUUCCAAGGAAAAGGACUUGAACAGAGGUUAUAGAGAGACUUUCUGUGAAAAGGACAUUACCUGACAGGAGAAGACUGGUCUUCCUGAAGCUAUGUUUUUUUGGGGAUUUUUUUUUUUAAGUACUUAUAUUCUUGGGAUUUUUAUCAUAUCAGAGCCUUAUUAAGGGUAUGUUGGAAACAUGGUGACAAGACUUCAUAUCAUUCAUUGUUUUUAUUUUGAAUUUUAUUUUAUUGUAUUGUUACAUAAGAGGACCUACUUGAGAGACUGAGACAGCUAGGUUGUAUAAUCUUGAACAUAAAUCUUGAUUUUAUUGUUUGGGUGCAUCUUGACUGUUGAACAGGCAGUCUCUUGGUAUAAGCUCUUGGACACGUCUGGUCAUGUACAGUGUGUAUAUAUUCUUUUCAGCAUGUGUUAUGUGUGUAUAUGCUAUUAACAUGACAUGGUGUUUUGACCUAACAUACCGUUUGAUGAAACAAGCUCUUCCCCUCCUUGUCAUGAGCUGUCUUACAGUGAAGGGAGAACAAAACAUUCCCCUAAAGGAAAGUGAGAUUGUGGAAAAGAUGUUUAGAUACACAAAAGCUUAAUUUUGUCUGACAGUUGCAGAACUUUGUGUGUUAAAUUAAUGAGGCUAAGCUUAGUGCAAGUUUUCUCUUAAUACAGCAGUGUUUUGGUCGUGGAUAAUUGCUAUAUUGCGUGAGCCUAAAACCACCAGGUCAGUAGGUCAAUGUCAGCCACAAGUAUUCCUCUAAAUAGCCCAAAUCCACAUUGUCCAGGUAGCUUUACUAGUGGUGGCUAUUGGUCCUCUGGUACUCUCAGUGACGUGUACGUGGCUGGUUACGUUUUCCUGAAGUAUGAGGGAUAUAGAUUCCUUUCACGCGUGAUCAAAUCAGUCUUGUGAGUUUACUAUUUGAUAUGGCACAGCUGAAACACAGGUGCAAACAGAUCACAUUCGUGGCACACUGAUAGCCUUUCAUAUAAACCACAGAUAAGCUGGCCCAGAAGCAGCCUAUGAACAGCGCAGUCAAAUAUGCUACAAUGUACUAGGUGCUUUGAGGAGAACUUGCAGUAAGGGGUCAAUACUGAAUAUGUCCAACAGCAACUGAAAGGUUCAGAUUCUCUUAACAAUAUACACUGUAAAUGCUCAUUUAUAUGAACAAACCAUAAAUGUUCACGUCCAAGAUCGGGACAAAUAUUUAGCUUGACCAGCGACAUCAGCCAUGUAAUGUUUAAGACUAAGAGUUGUGCUUCAGGAUCAGGUUUCCCUCUAUCUGCACUCUUAAAAAGUUACAGAAAAGUGCUCCAAAGGUAAAGCAUUUAAGAUCUUCAUCUUGGUGCUCAAAACUUUCAAAACACCAUAGCUAGCUUUAAAAGUGGAGGUUCUUCAAGCUUUAAAAAAAUGUUCUUCACAUUUAAUUUACGAAAAAAAUUAUUCUUUCAAAACUGUCAAUUGACAAGUUGUUUAAGGAACCAAAAGUGGUUAUUCAAUGGUUAUUUGUCUAUCAGCCACCUUGAUUGUUGAGUGCAUCAUAGAGAGCAUUUUUUCACUUACAUUUCCUUUAAAAAGAAAUCCUAACAAACAUUUUGUUUUUAACAAAGGGUAAUGUUUUAUUCAAUUUCCAAAGAUGAUCAUGUUUUACGGCAUUUUUCUGAUGCUCUUAUUCGGAGCGACUUACAAUUUGAUCAUUUUACACAGGUAGGCCAAGGUGGUGUUAGGAGUCUUGCCCAAGGACCCUUAUUGGUAUAGUGUAGGGUGUUUGCCCUGGUCGGGGAUUGAACCCCAGUCUACAGUGUAGAAGGCAAAGGUGUUACCCACUACACUAACCAACCAUGUGUUUAAAGAGUGACCCUGAUCCUGUACUACAACUCAGUAGAUGCUUUAUGACUGUAGGUCUGCUGCAAAUAUCUGACUGUACAUGAAAAACAACAAGCAGAAAGACUGUACAAGUCAUGAUCACCAUUCUUUACUCACCCCUCACUUUUCUUAUUUUUCAUUUUCUCAUUUAGCUUGAGUCUCCUGUUUACUGACCAGUUGCAACCACUCCACAUGGGAGAAUGACAGCUGGACAUGUCUAUAGUCCCAUUGACCCUUAUUAAAUCUAUGACUCUGUCUCAAUGAGAUUAAUUUAUUUUUGUAUUUAUUUAUUAAAAUGGAUUAAACCAAA
Messenger RNA from Pygocentrus nattereri (red-bellied piranha), 5806 nucleotides. It is a transcript of the gene snrkb, whose product is annotated as SNF related kinase b. The transcript has 6 exons. The record is from RefSeq and is a predicted model, not a curated record. Gene Ontology annotation, biological process: intracellular signal transduction; microtubule cytoskeleton organization; protein phosphorylation. Gene Ontology annotation, molecular function: tau-protein kinase activity; protein serine/threonine kinase activity; ATP binding. Gene Ontology annotation, cellular component: cytoplasm. Lineage: Eukaryota; Metazoa; Chordata; Actinopteri; Characiformes; Serrasalmidae. The coding region runs from base 245 to 2479 and encodes 744 amino acids.